Molecule: messenger RNA, 823 nt
Organism: Sarcophilus harrisii (Tasmanian devil)
Lineage: Eukaryota; Metazoa; Chordata; Mammalia; Dasyuromorphia; Dasyuridae
Product: beta-lactoglobulin
Exons: 7
Coding region: 61-588 (175 amino acids)
Molecular function (GO): small molecule binding
Source: RefSeq, a predicted model, not a curated record
AUUCAUCCAUUAUCACUUUCUUCAGAGCUCAGAGAGAAGUGAGAUCCAACAGCUGCCAUCAUGAAAUUCCUUCUGCUCACUGUUGGAUUGGCCCUUGUUGGUGCUAUCCAGGCCUUUGAAAACAUCCCCUUCAAGAAACAUUUAGAUGUUGAAAAGAUUAGAGGAUCAUGGUUUCUCAGACAAGAAGUAAUGGCCAUGAACUUCUCAGACUCCUUGUUGAUCAUGGACAUUAAGGAAAUGAACCUGACUCCCGAAGGCAACAUGGAACUGGUUGUAUUAGAGAGGACUGACAAGUGUGUUGAGAAGAUGUUUCUUCUAAAGAAAACUGAGAAACCCACUGAGUUUGAGAUCUACAUUCCUUCAGAAUCUGCCUCAUACACAUUCUCUGUGAUGGAAACUGAUUAUAAUAACUACAUCCUCCUUUGCUUGGAGGACAUUAAUUCCCGGGAGAAAAUGGCAUGUGCUCACUAUGUCAGAAGAAUUGAGAAAGACAACAAAGGCGUAGAAGAAUUCAAGAAUAUUUUUAGGACUUUCCCCAUGCCCUACACAAUGAUUGAAGUUCGAACAAAUGAUCUGUGCCGUGUUUAAAGGGAAAGCAGAGGAAGUUAUCUCCCUCCAAGAUCACCUCUCAGUAUGACAGAAUUUACGGCAGUUUCUAUUCUGAAGUCACUAAUAUACUAAAAAUCAAGAAUACCAUUUAAUUCUUUCACUUUCUUCUUUUUAUUUAAGAAAGUGAUGCCUACUAUGUUUCUGUCCUGCGCAACUUUUGCUUCCUUUAUGAGAGGCUUCUCUUUUUGUAGUAAAUAAAUAUUUUCAACAAUUA